AUGGAUAACACCCACAAUGUGACUGAAUUCAUUUUUCUGGGACUCUCUCCUAAUCAGGAGGUGCAGAGGAUUUGCUUUGUGAUGUUCCUGCUCUUGUACACAGCUAUCGUGCUGGGGAAUCUCCUCAUGGUGGUCACUGUCACAGCCAGCAGAAGUCUUGGGUCCCCCAUGUACUUCUUCCUCAGCUACCUGUCCUUCGUAGAGAUCUGUUACUCCUCAACUACAGCCCCUAAACUCAUUGUCGAUCUUCUGGCUAAAAGAAAAUCCAUAUCUGUGUGGGGAUGCAUGACACAGCUUUUCUUCAUCCACUUCUUUGGUGGCAUUGAGAUGUUCCUGCUCACGGUGAUGGCCUAUGACCGCUAUGUGGCCAUCUGCAAGCCCCUGCACUAUACCAGCAUCAUGAACCGGCAGGUGUGCGCUGUCCUUGUGGGAAUAGCGUGGGUGGGAGGCUUCGUGCAUUCCUUAGCCCAGAUCCUCCUCAUCUUCCAUUUGCCCUUCUGUGGUCCCAAUGUCAUAGACCAUUAUUUUUGUGACGUGCUUCCCCUGCUCAAACUUGCCUGCUCAGAUACCUUCCUCAAUGGUCUUCUGAUUGUUGCCAAUGGAGGGUCACUGUCUGUGAUCAGCUUUGUGGUCCUCUUAGCAUCCUAUGUGGUCAUCUUGCUCCAUCUGCGGACCCGGAGCUCUGAGGGACGGCGCAAAGCCCUGUCUACCUGUGGGUCCCACGUCACCGUGGUUGUCUUGUUUUUUGCACCCUGUGUCUUCAUCUAUCUGAGACCUUCUGCAACUCUGCCUGUAGACAAGAUGGUAUCUGUGUUCUACACAGUGAUAACUCCCCUCCUCAAUCCCAUCAUCUACUCCCUGAGAAAUACAGAAGUGAAGAAGGCCAUGAAGAUUCUAUGGAUCCAGACAAUGAAAGUAGAUAAGAAAUAG
Messenger RNA from Nannospalax galili (Upper Galilee mountains blind mole rat), 930 nucleotides. Its product is annotated as olfactory receptor 4X2-like. The coding region runs from base 1 to 930 and encodes 309 amino acids. Gene Ontology annotation, biological process: G protein-coupled receptor signaling pathway. Gene Ontology annotation, cellular component: membrane. The transcript has a single exon. Gene Ontology annotation, molecular function: G protein-coupled receptor activity; olfactory receptor activity. NCBI's taxonomy places the organism in Eukaryota, Metazoa, Chordata, Mammalia, Rodentia, Spalacidae. The record is from RefSeq and is a predicted model, not a curated record.